Messenger RNA from Aspergillus caelatus, 1395 nucleotides. Its product is annotated as monocarboxylate transporter. Gene Ontology annotation, biological process: transmembrane transport. The record is from RefSeq and is a predicted model, not a curated record. Lineage: Eukaryota; Fungi; Ascomycota; Eurotiomycetes; Eurotiales; Aspergillaceae. Gene Ontology annotation, cellular component: fungal-type vacuole membrane. The coding region runs from base 1 to 1395 and encodes 464 amino acids. The transcript is spliced from 2 exons. Gene Ontology annotation, molecular function: transmembrane transporter activity.
AUGCCACCAGCCUCAACAUCACCCGAGCUACCCAACCCACAACAAUUGACCACUGAGGGAACCAAGUACGACCACUCACGGAGACAUUAUGUUUUGAUCGUCCUUUCUGGCUUUAUGCUCAAUUUCACUGCCUGCGGCGUGGUGUUCGCCUAUGGUAUCUUCCAAGCUGAAUAUGAGAAGAUGGCUGACCAAGAAGGAACCCCCUUCACUGGUGCCUCGUCUGCUGAGAUCACUCUGAUUGGUAGUCUUUCAUCGGCGAUGAUGAAGCUAGGAGCGCCAUUCGUGGUCGCAUGGUGCAAGUGCUUUGGCCCCAGAAUUAUCGUCUGCGUUGGGGGCUUUAUCUUUGGACUAGCUAAUGUCCUGGCAAGUUUCGGAACAGCAUCCUGGCACUUUCAACUUUCCCAGGGCCUGCUCCUCGGGAUCGGGAGUUGUCUUUCGUACAUGCCAUCCAUGACGGUGCCACCCACUUGGUUCUCAAAGCGCAGCGGGCUCGCCCUCGGCAUUAUUUCGGCUGGUACUGGUAUCGGAGGUUUGGUCUUUGCCCCAGUCAUUCAGGCCUGUAUCAACGUGAUUGGUUUCCGUAAUACACUCCGGCUGAUAGGGUGCUUGUCAACCCUUCUGAUCUGUGCCUCGGGCUUAGUGAUUUAUUGGGAGCCAUCGACGGCUGCCCGUCUCAGAGAGGAAGCUGCCGGGAGGUCCUUAAGCAGACGACUUUUCUGGGUGCCCCUACCACCCUGGGCCAUGGUGAAACAGCGCAAGUUCAUUGCACAGCUUCUGAAUGCGGUCUUCCAGAGUGCAGCCUACUACACGCCGAUCUACUACAUCUCCUCGUACGGACAGACCCUGGGCUACAGCGAGUCCGAGGGGGCCAACUUUACCUCACUGAGUAACGCAUGCAAUGCAAUCGGCAAGAUCGCCGUGGGGUAUCUCGCUGAUUAUAUUGGCCGAUUGAAUUCCUUCUUCUUGGUGACUCUGUUCAGCGUCUUGGGCACCGUUGGGCUCUGGAUUCCCAGUACGCUUGUCGGGUCGUCGUUGCACGGGGAGGCUGCAGCCAAAGGCUGCUUUAUCGUUUUCACCAUUAUCUACGGACUCUUUGCCAGCGCGUAUAUUGGACUCUUUUCGCCUGCCCUAGUCGAGCUCUUUGGCCUGCACGACAUGCCACGUGUGACCGGCUUUAUGUACAUGUUGCAAGGGGCGGCCGGCUUAGUGGGCACGCCGCUUGCUGGAGUGAUGGUCAAGACGUACAACGGCGAGACCACGUCCCGUAGCUACCUGGAUAUGGCCAUCUUUGUCGGUGCGUUGAUGGUGGCGUCCACCCUAACUGUGGCCUGGGUCAGAUUAGAACAAGGGUUUGACCAUGUCAGUGGCCGGUUUGCCUGGAAGUGGAAACUCUAG